Racocetra persica is the source of this 132-nucleotide messenger RNA. Lineage: Eukaryota; Fungi; Glomeromycota; Glomeromycetes; Diversisporales; Gigasporaceae. The record is from the annotation of a GenBank genome assembly.
AACAAGAAAGGUAUCAAGACCCUCAAAAACAAGAAGCAAUAGAAAAAAUGAGGCAAAAACAAAUAAAACAAAUAUUAUUUAAAGCUAAUGAAGUAUUGUUCAAGUACCAGAAAUCACCUUUCACAGCUUCAA